Molecule: messenger RNA, 1749 nt
Organism: Alternaria metachromatica
Lineage: Eukaryota; Fungi; Ascomycota; Dothideomycetes; Pleosporales; Pleosporaceae
Exons: 2
Coding region: 1-1749 (582 amino acids)
Biological process (GO): monoatomic cation transport; transmembrane transport
Cellular component (GO): membrane
Molecular function (GO): monoatomic cation transmembrane transporter activity
Source: RefSeq, a predicted model, not a curated record
AUGACAGACUAUGGCUCCACACCACCGCCCAAGUCGCCCUCUCCGGUGACAGUCCCACGCUCAUCGAGCCUCCCGCGCCUGGCCAGCUCCAAGCUCUUCCUCCCGCUGCAGAACGAUGCGUCGGCGAUAUCUACGCGCGGCCACCACCUGCCCUCGCUACUCAACAGCGCACGUCGGCCGUCUACUAUACGCAGCAGUGAGCGCCGGGGCAGCGACACAGACGAUGAAGACCUGGAAGCAUACAGGAACGGGCUCGUGAUGCCUUACGACCGCGACUCUGAUCGCAGGAGCAGCAUAGGCGCGCAUGUGCUCAACACGCCGCAGAUGAGGAGCCAGCGGCUGAUUGGCAACUCCAAUCCCCGGUACAAGUGGGAGAAGUACUACAAGUCCGAGGAAGAGCUCAAGGGCAUGAAGAAGCCGAUCCGAGAAUACUACGAGCGCAACAACCAGCUCCUGCAGCACUACCUAUACAUCGACCGUCUACUCGAUUCCUCCCUCCCGCACAACCUCAUCCAAGAGUACACGAACAUGGAAUCCGGCGCCGUCAAGAUUCCCUCAACCAUCAGGGAAGAGUCUUCGGCCUCGACUUCUCCCCUCGCUGUUACCCCCGCUGGGACAAAUGGCACCAACACACCCGGAUACUAUAGUGAGAACGGGCGAAGUGGUUCAUCGGGCAGUCUCAACGGCAAUGGCGCUCAAAAACCCAUGGUCAAGCGCACACCGAAGAACCUCUACAAAGUCCCUGAGGCAGACGAAAACACGCCUCUUCUCGCACACGACGAGGCCGUAGAAGACGAAGAAGACCUAGAGGUCGCAAACUCCAAGCUGAAGGACUGGGUCCCAGAAGAAGACGAAGACACCGAGAGCCCCAUUGUCAAGCUCGCACUAUACGUCAACCUCAGCGCAAACACAGCCCUCCUCAUCAUGAAGAUUGUCGUCACAGUCCUCACCUCGUCCCUCUCCGUAGUCGCCAGUUUGGUCGACGCAGCCCUCGACUUCCUCUCCACGGCCAUCGUGUGGUUCACAUCCUGGAUGAUCGCGCGUCAAGACCGCUACGCCUACCCAGUCGGCCGCCGCCGUCUCGAACCCAUCGGCGUACUCAUCUUCUCCGUCAUCAUGAUGACAUCCUUCUUCCAAGUCGGCAUCGAGGGCAUUUCCCGGCUCACUGGACCCGACCGCACAAUCGUGCAAUUGACCAUUCCCGCUGUGGCCAUCAUGGCCGCUACAGUCGUCAUCAAAGGCCUCUGCUGGCUAUGGUGCCGUCUCAUCCGCAACUCGUCCGUCCAGGCACUGGCCCAAGACGCCAUGACUGAUGUCGUGUUCAACACCUUCUCUAUCCUCUUUCCGCUCGUGGGUUACUUCGCGAAGAUCUGGUGGCUCGACUCGCUGGGCGGUAUCUUGCUCUCCGCUUAUGUUAUCAUCAACUGGAGUGCUACCUCCGCUGAGCACAUUCGCAACCUGACUGGUGCGAGUGCCACGGCAGAUGAGCGCAAUAUCCUUCUCUACAUGACGAUGCGCUUUGCAAAGUCUAUUAAGAGGAUUCAGGGUCUGCAAGCUUACCACGCGGGUGAUAAGCUGAAUGUCGAGGUCGAUAUUGUGGUUGAUGAGAAUCUCAGUUUGAGGGAUAGCCAUGACUUGGGUGAGAGUCUGCAGUAUGUGCUUGAAAGUGUGCCAUACGUUGAUCGCGCGUUUGUACAUAUCGAUUAUACGGAUUACAACUUCCCGACACACAUGUCGCAGCAGGAGUGA